Messenger RNA from Cooperia oncophora, 579 nucleotides. The record is from the annotation of a GenBank genome assembly. NCBI's taxonomy places the organism in Eukaryota, Metazoa, Nematoda, Chromadorea, Rhabditida, Trichostrongylidae.
AUGGUGAUCAUAAACCCGAUUUUGGAAAGGGACGAAUCAAAAGAUGACGUCAUCUGGAAUGCAGCUGUGGUCAUUUCUCAAACAGGGAAAAUCAUCGGUAAAACACGGAAGAAUCACAUCCCCAGAGUUGGCGAUUUUAACGAGUCGACCUACUACAUGGAGUCGUUCUUCAGACGAUUUACAGGAAAGAUUGCCAUCAACAUCUGCUACGGACGUCAUCAUCCUCAAAACUGGAUGAUGUAUGGUCUAAACGGCGCCGAAAUCAUCUUUAAUCCUUCUGCCACUGUUGGCGCGUUGAGUGAACCACUGUGGAGAAUUGAAGCCCGACAAUGCCAGCUAUCGCGAUCACUGUUUCACAAGCUUGCCAAUAAUCGAGGGGCACUUAAGUUUCGCCGGAAAGCGAUGGUUUAUCACGUACUAGAGAUUGGAGUACUUGUCGUAGAGCUUGACCUCAAUCUUUGCCGACAAACAAAGGACAGCUGGGGCUUCAGGAUGACGAACAGGCUGGAUCUAUACGCAGAUAGUUUCACGAAGGCUGCUCAACCUUACUACAAACCCGAUAUUCGAAAGGAAACCUAA